Molecule: messenger RNA, 1662 nt
Organism: Bathycoccus prasinos
Lineage: Eukaryota; Viridiplantae; Chlorophyta; Mamiellophyceae; Mamiellales; Bathycoccaceae
Exons: 1
Coding region: 1-1662 (553 amino acids)
Source: RefSeq, a predicted model, not a curated record
AUGUCGCGCGUGUGUUCUUCUUUCACCGCACAUUCGCGCAGGUCGUUAAAAGAAAAACAACAGCUCCCCCAACGCAAUUCUGGUUUAAGACCACCGACUGCGCAACGAAGCAGGUGCACAACGGAAAGAAGAAGAAGAAGAAGAAGAAGCAACGCCAAUAUCUCAAUAAUAGUGACUUCUUCGUCCAAGGGAGAUCGGAACGCGCAUGCAAUCAGACCAGACACGGAUUGGCCUCCGAACGACGUAUCUUCUGAUUUUCGAAAGGCGCACGUCGGCUCGUGGACGGGAAAAUCAGCCACGUUCGAUUCGAAAGGAAACGUGAUUCCUAUUCAUGAAAAGUUCGUUCCCGAAGCUUUCAAAGAAUUUGGCGUUUCUAUUGACGAUUUUGAUGUGAAAACCGUCACAUCCGUGGACGUUUCAUCUGGAAAAGGUAUCGAUGCCGCAGGAUUGACGCACACGACGAGCUAUCUGUACCCGGAAGCUGGCUGCGAAUACGGGAAGGAAGACGUAGCUUUCGUAGAUCAAACAUCCAAAGGCGUGUGCGGCGGGAAUUCACAAUUGCGAAAAAUGUUUUUAGUCGAUGGAUCGUACUGCGAAGGACCAACGACUUUUGAUACCGCAAAAGAUGGCGCAUCGACGACAUCUGGGAAAGAUAGGAAAAAUAGUGAGAGUAGAAGUAAUAACGAAGACGAUGAAAACUGUUUAAGAUUUGAAUUUUGUUUUACGCGAGAAGAUGAAAGCUUUGACGUGAGUGAUCGCCGACAAAAUCCUUCCCCGGGACGAUUGCGAGCUCGAGUUCAAGUAGAAAGGGUACUAGUGCAGAAUGAUGGAGAUGUGAGCACAGAGAUGCUCGAGAAGAAGAUCGUUGUGAGCAAUCGCAAAUGGGUACUCCGUAACGUCGAAUUAAUCGAAGAAAGAAACGACGCUGCGUUGACGUCGACGGUUCGAGCUUCUAAAAACGACGCGCGCGAAGCGUUUGAAUCGCCGGCAACUGCAGUUAGAAUUGAAGGAGACGACAUUGGAGUUGGUGAAUGGAGACCAGAAUCGGGCGUUACUUUCGUCACCCUAGAAGCGCUCGCCGAAGUACCCGAAGACGAUGAAAAAAGCGAUGAUGCCAACGAGGAGGAAACAACCGUAGAUGAGCAUAACAUCAAAGAAGAUGGUGUUGCAACAGAAGAAGAAGGUCCGGCGAUGCGCGCCUGGCGCCAGAAGCCAGGAGACGAAGCUUUGCGACUAGCCAUGGUAGCAGAAAAGGAAGAAAUGACUGAACGCGCGAGAAAAGAUGUGAAUAAAUCCUUCAACGACGAUAUUUCAAACAGAAAGGGUCCCGAAGGACUAGUCGUAGUGCCUUGGUGGGCAGUGAAAUCGGAUUCGUCAUGGGCAUCGGCUCCUGAUUAUGCGGCUGGUGGUAGUUCGCCUUUAUUAUUAUUACCGAAACGUUCUUGGAUCUUGAUUGUGAGCGCAAACGAAGACGAAUUUAUAAUAGAAAUGGGCAUGUACACUCAAGACUCUGUGAAAUCUGAGCUGAGGCGAAAAGUCAUGGCGAGAAGAUACAAACACGGAAGGUUAGCAUCGUGUUAUUUUGUAACAGAACGGCAGCUUUCUCGAGAAGAAGUUGAAGAGGAGGAGAGAAGAAUAGACGAGGAGAUUGGUGCGUUCUAA